AUGGGCGAUUCUCUUUCAGGUCAAAGCAUCACCGAGCUUUCGCAAUUGAACAAGUUCAACAGCAAGAUUACCACGACAACGGCGGACGAAUUCUCUGUACAUGAUCCCCAUGGUAGCAUGCAGGCAAACACAGCACAAGCUCCGCACGCUCCAGACGAGGCAACCUUUGUUACGGCCACCAAAUCCAGGUUACGGCGACUCAUGAGAAGUAGGGCGUGCAGCCUCAGAUUCCGCAGACGUCGAGCGGAGGACACGGUCGAUAUGGAGGCAGCAGAGAAGGCCUCGAAGGAGGAGGUUAAUGCGAGGAUAGCACAGAGCGCCAUGGAGGAUGCGAUGGAGGAGAUGAAUAGGACGCUCGCCAUGUGGGACUGGGACAAGAUCAAGCGGGAGAUGGACCGGGAGAAGCUGGGGACGCUGGAGGAGGCGCUAAACUCGCAUCCGCUGCCCUGGACAUGA
Trichoderma citrinoviride is the source of this 456-nucleotide messenger RNA. RefSeq lists its product as hypothetical. The coding region runs from base 1 to 456 and encodes 151 amino acids. The transcript has 2 exons. The record is from RefSeq and is a predicted model, not a curated record. Lineage: Eukaryota; Fungi; Ascomycota; Sordariomycetes; Hypocreales; Hypocreaceae.